Molecule: messenger RNA, 1863 nt
Organism: Phanerochaete carnosa HHB-10118-sp
Lineage: Eukaryota; Fungi; Basidiomycota; Agaricomycetes; Polyporales; Phanerochaetaceae
Exons: 5
Coding region: 1-1863 (620 amino acids)
Biological process (GO): transmembrane transport; xanthine transport
Cellular component (GO): membrane; fungal-type vacuole
Molecular function (GO): xanthine transmembrane transporter activity
Source: RefSeq, a predicted model, not a curated record
AUGGCCUCCGACUAUCUGUCCCCAGAGGCACCUGCACUUUCCGCUUCGAACGCCACUUCGCCUGGAGCCAUAUUCCAUUCUAGUAUUGCCAAGGAACAGCCCGGCUUAGUGCCGCCUCCGUCCAUACGUGAAGCAGGGAGUCGUGCGAGCGGGAUGCGAAAGCGGAUCGACCGCCUCACGUACAAGCUCACCACCAAGGAGGGCUUUUUCGGCGGCUACGACUACUUCUGGCUUUGCCUGCCGACGCUACCGUUCACUAUCGGCGGCCGAAAGAGGCGUAAGAGAAUGCCGCCGUUCUAUCCGCUGGACUCGGAUCUGCCGCUCCUCCUUGCGCUAGCGUGCGGCCUGCAGCAUGCGCUUGCAAUGCUCGCAGGGCUCAUCGCGCCACCGAUUAUUUUUGCGAGUUCGUUGAGUUUGGAUGCGAACACGUCGGCGUAUAUGAUCUCAGCUUCCCUCAUUGGAUGUGGGAUCUUGAGUAUGGUGCAGCUGUCUAGGAUACAUCUGUUCAAGAACUACUAUCUUGGCACUGGGUUGAUCAGUGUCGUGGGUACGAGCUUUGCAACGUUGAGCACGGCGACUGCGAUAUUCGAUGCUAUGUAUGCAAACGGAACCUGUCCCUCGACCACCGCCGCAGAUGGAACCAUCACGCGUGGACCAUGCCCAGACGCCUACGGCAAGUUGUUGGGCACGUCACUGAUCUGCUCUUUCCUCGAAAUAGGCUUGUCCUUCGUCUCGCCGCACAGACUAAGGAGGAUCUUUCCGCCGAUAGUUACCGGCACAGUCAUCCUCUUGAUCGGGGCGUCACUCGUCGGCUCGUCGGGUAUCCCUGACUGGGGUGGCGGCUCUAACUGCAUGGGCAGGCCAACUUCGGGCCCCUUCACGCUCUGCCCGGACACCUCUGCUCCGCGCCCACGAGCGUGGGGCUCGCCCGAGCUCAUCGGGCUCGGCUUCCUGUCGUUCAUGUCGAUCGUGCUCACUGAGAUGUUUGGCUCGCCAUUCCUGAAGAACAUCUCUAUCAUUGUCGGCCUCGCUGUGGGAUGUAUCGUCGCUGGCGCGGUGGGAUACAUCGACGGGAGCUCGAUUACCAGCGCGCCGGCGAUCACGUUCCUGUGGGUACACCGGUUCAAGCUGCGCGUGUACCCGCCGGCUAUCCUACCAAUGCUAGCUGUAUAUGUCUCGACUACGAUGGAGGCGAUGGGCGACAUCACUGCGUCUGCCGAGGUGUCGCGGCUGGCCGUCGAUGGCGAUGAAUUUAACACGCGGAUCCAGGGCGGGGUGUUGAGUGACGGUGUCGGCGGGUUUCUCUCCGCGCUGUUCACCGUCGCGCCGCUUUCGGUAUUCGCACAGAACAACGGGGUCAUUGCGAUCACGCGCUGUGCGAACCGCACCGCGGGAUAUUUCUGCUGCAUAUUCCUUAUCUUGUUCGGCAUCCUGGGUAAGCUCUCAGGUGUCUUCCUUGCGAUACCAAAUCCCGUGCUAGGCGGCGUGACGACGUUCCUUUUUGCGUCGGUCGUAGUGUCUGGCGUCCGUAUCCUCUCGUAUUGCCACUUCACACGUCGGGACCGCUUCGUGCUCGCGGCCGCGCUGUCGUUCGGCAUCGGGGACCUGCUCGUGCCUAGCUUCCUCACAUUCCUGUUCGCCGGUGUGCAACACCCGAAUAACGCCUUGCAGGGCUUCUUUGACUCACUUACGAUCGUACUUAGUACGCCAUUCCUUGUCGCAGGUAUUGUCGCUGCGGUGCUGAAUCAGGUAUUGCCACAGGAGGAUAAAGAAGAUGAGCAGGAUGAGCAGGGUGCUGAGGUAAUUCAUAUCAAUGUUGAGGGGCAUCGUGCCCAGUCCGAAGAAGAUAAGCUUGUGGUUUAA